GGUCUGUUUGACACAACUUUGUCGGCGGUCAUGGACUUCUUAAUAAUAUUAUGUGUGAUAGCCUUAAGCAACUCAGGAAGUUUAUCAGAUAUUUAUGGGGUUGACGGUGCGGAUGCGCCCGCGCCUCUGAGAUGCACCAUUGGCUUUCACCCAUGUAAGGACGGGAGUGAGUGUAUCGUCUAUCGAAAUCUCUGUGACGGAGAAGAGGAUUGUAAGGAUGGAUCUGACGAGGAUGACUGCUCAGUGGGAUGCGAAACAGAGCAGUUUCCGUGUGCUCAUGGGAAGAAGUGCAUUGACAAGACGGAGGUGUGUGACGGAGUCGCACAGUGUCAGGACCGCUCGGACGAGAUGGACUGCUGGGAGCCCUCCCAAAGCUGCGCGCUGCGCUGCGACAACAGAACGCGCUGCGUCCCAGAUUCCUUCCGCUGCGAUGGUGAAAACGACUGCCUGGAUGGCACCGAUGAGGCAGGUUGUGCGGAGGAGGUCUGCAUCAGGGGGGAGUUUCGCUGCAGCAGCGGUAGGUGCGUGUCUGAGAGUCUGCGGUGCGACGGGUACCCCGACUGCCCAGAUCGCUCGGACGAGAGCGGCUGUGCGGAAGCCUCAGAAUGCCCCACCGAGCACCGCUGCCCGCACAGCCAGGAGUGCCUCCUGGAGGAGUGGUACUGCGACGGGGACAACGACUGCGAGGACACCUCUGACGAGAAGAACUGUAAAGUGGCCCAAAGAACAUGCGGAGAGUUCCAGUGGUCUUGUGCGUCGAAGAAGGAGUGUGUCCCAAUUUCCUGGAGGUGUGACGGAGUGAAAGACUGCAAGGAUGCCAGCGAUGAGAGGGAAUGUGAGGGUGUGGACUGCCCCUCUCAUCAGUUCCAGUGCGGGACUGGAGAAUGCCUGGACCGUGACGUGGUGUGUGACGGGACACCCACCUGUCCUGACGGCUCAGAUGAGGGGGGGCUGUGUGCCCCCGGCAGUUGCUCCGGCCCCGAUGGAUCUCGUUGCACCCAAGACUGCUACAGCACACCCCAAGGCAUGAAAUGUGCCUGCUUGGUGGGAUUUAGGCUCCAACAGGAUGGCGUGUCCUGUGUUGACAUUAAUGAAUGCGACGAAAUCAUUCCGCAAGUUUGCAGCCACACCUGUCACAACACUCAGGGGUCCUACAAGUGCAGCUGUCACCCAGGUUACCUGCUUGAACCUGAUGCCCACAGUUGCAAGAUCACAGGAGAGCCACUCCUGCUGACUGCAGUGCAGCACGAUCUCAAGCUUUUCAACCUCCGACGUGCCAGCUUGGACGUCCUCUCCACUUUCAGCAAAAAAGUAGUCCUCUCCUUGGACUACGACUGGAGAGAAUGGACAGUCUUCUGGGUCAGCCGUGAUGCUGACAGCAUCAGGUGGAUUUCACUUAACCAGAAGCGCAAGGGAACCAUGAUCAAAGGCAUAAAGUUGGACUGCAUUGCUGUGGACUGGGUGGGAAGGAAUCUGUACUGGACUGAUGGUGUUGGGGGCCAGAUCCUUGCCACUGGACUCAACACCACUGCCACAGAUACGCGGGGUUACACUGUAGUUCUGGAUGAGGAUUUGGAGCAGCCACACUCUCUGGUACUACUGCCACCAAGAGGGCUGAUGUUCUGGUCUGAAAUUGGGAGUGAGCCACAGAUUGAGCGAGCAGGGAUGGACGGUUCAGACAGGAAAGUGGUGGUCAGCCAGGGCCUUAGCUGGCCGGCCAGUCUGUCUGCGGAUGCCCUGGCCGACAGGAUCUACUGGACGGAUGAGAAGCUCAAGUGUAUUGGAUCAGCUACAUUUGACGGAGGCGACAUCAAGAUCAUACAGCUGAUGGAGAUGUCCAGCCCCUUUUCGGUCAUAGUUUUCAAUGAUGAGAUUUACUGGUCUGACACAAAGAGAAGAACAGUACAGAGGGCUCGCAAGAAUACUGGCAAGGACAGGGAAGUUCUGCUCAAACAACUUGGGCAGCCUUUUGGGCUUAAGGUCAUCCACGAGCUGCUACAGCCGAACACGACUGACCCGUGCGCCGAGCUGAAGUGCUCUCACCUGUGCCUGCUGGCCCCAGGUCUGCAGGGCGUGUGCCGCUGUCCGGCCGGGCUCCUGCUGGCUGAGGACGGGAUCAGCUGCACUAGCCCUGAGGAGGACUCCUUCCUGCUAUUGCUAUCCUCCACUGCAGUCACCCAGGUCUACCUGCGGAGCAUCAGUGCUGGGGUAACCGUGAAGGGAUGGCCGGAGCACCGGACCCUGCCGCUGGGCGCUGUGAACGAGCCCACUGCGCUGGACCUGGCCCUGCAGGGCCAGACGCUGUACCUGGCCGACUCGGCCCAGGGCUCGGUGCGGCUCUACGGGCUGGAGGAGAGGCUGCAGCCCCAGGCCCCGGCGCUGCAGCUGCAGGGGGAGGCCGUGUCCGCCCUGGCUGUGGACUGGAUCACCCUCAACUUGUACUGGAGCGGUACGAAGCGGCCCGGCAUCCAGGUCCGCUCCGCCGGCGGGAAGCACGCCGCCACGCUUCUCCACAAAGAGGUGGCGGGUCCGGGAUCCAUCGCCGUGCACCCCCCCACCGGCAGGCUGUGCUUUGCAGCCAGUGCCCCGGCCAGGGUGGACUGCGCCUUCAUGGACGGCCGCAACCGCUCCUUGCUCCGGAAGAGUGCUGGGGGGCCCACCUCGCUGGCCUUCACCGAUGACGGCACCCACCUCUACUGGGCAGAUAUCGAUGCUGGAGUCAUCGCUUCAAGCCGAGUUGACGGUUCUGGAUACAAGGAGCAUCAAACCGGGGAUGGCUUGCUUCGGUCCUUUGCUUAUGGCGACAGCAAGCUCUUCUGGGCCACACUCAAUGGUUCUCUGAAAAUAAGCACAGUCAGAGUUUGGGUUGGAGAUGGACUGAAGUCCAAAACGAUGUGGUUUGAGGCGAAGACUGAUGUGGUCGCUUUGAAGGCUUACAGCAAGACCAGUCAGAAAGGCACCAAUGACUGCGCUGUGAAGAACGGGGGAUGCAGUGACCUGUGCCUGGCGUUCCCCGGCGGUCGGACCUGCCGGUGUGCUCGGGACCAUCGCGCAGUCAACGUCUCUCACUGCCAGCCCUGCGCCCCUCAGACCAAACCUUGCCAGGACGGGCAAACGUGCAUCCCCCUCGGAAAGUUCUGUGACGGUCAGCCCGACUGCUCGGACAAGUCUGACGAGGAUUGUUUCAGUGGCACAGUGAAGGCCCCUGCCGGUCCCCAGGGUGGUCCGCGCCCCACUGACUCCGUGUCCGGAUCUCCGGGUGCCGCUACCUCCUCCGCAGAGGACAAGCGUGUCCUGGUCCAGAAUCUGGACACGCAGCCUUGCGAUGACCAGCUGUGCCACCAGCACGGCGCGUGCGUGAGACAGAACGGCGCCAGCGUCUGCCGGUGCCGGGUGGGGUACAGCGGAGAGUUCUGCCAGGACACCGUCACCGCCUCGCUCCGCACCCCGCUCAUGUACGGCGCCGUCUCGCUCCUGGCCGCCAUCGUUGUGGUGGGGGUCAUACUCGCCGUGAAGAGGAGCCUGGCACGGAGGAGGGCGAGGGCUGUAGCCAAGGAUACCAGCUUGAUGGACAUGGAGAAACGGACGGAGGCAGCAUCCACCCAGAAGGGACAGAAAGAAGCCUGUGACCCUGUAGAGGAAUUUGUUGCCCCUGUCAACUGAAUUUCUGCAUCACCUAAAGUGCAUGCUUGGUAUUAAAUAAAAAAUAUUUUUGGAUAA
Molecule: messenger RNA, 3720 nt
Organism: Conger conger (European conger)
Lineage: Eukaryota; Metazoa; Chordata; Actinopteri; Anguilliformes; Congridae
Product: low-density lipoprotein receptor-related protein 8-like
Exons: 19
Coding region: 31-3663 (1210 amino acids)
Molecular function (GO): calcium ion binding; protein binding
Source: RefSeq, a predicted model, not a curated record